GCUCUUCUAACAAACGAAGAAGGAAAAGGAAUAAAAAAAAAAAAAGGGAGACUCACGCUGCAUUCUGAUCUUGUCCCUCAGUCAAGCUCGCCAGUGUUUGUCGGCCGCUCCUGCGUGUGUCUCGCUGCUGCCGCUGCACAGCCUCAACAAGAAUAGAUUUUUUGAUUUUGGUUGUUGUUGUUGUUGUUGCUGCUGUUGUUGUGGACUUGGCAAGACAUAUUUUUGAUGUUGUGAGUGCAAAUCCGAGACGAAUGGCCAUCAUGUUUUAAAAGCAAACAAGUGCUGGCCCGUUUCAUUUGGCUUCGACGAUAAUCGACGAUAACGCACGGGGGAUAAUUGUUUGACGUCAAGAACAAAGAACUAUGAGUCGUUUAAAGACGGAGUUGCAGUUUCUGAGGAAGAAAGGCGCCCUGAAGACGUGCACGACAGAGUCUCAGGCGGUGACAAUAGCGGCCGGAACAGCAGCGGAUCAUCACAGCGUCAACGGCCGAUGUUGCGCUCGAUGUAGGACCGGUCUCGGCCGCAUCAUCAAUCGGGGCGCCCUAUGCAAGUCUUGCCGACAGCGCGUCUGCAAAGCCUGUCGUGAAUACAAUGUGCCAAAAGCUUCCGGUUCCACUGGCGGCACCGACUGGGUCUGCACCGUUUGCUACAAGACAGCAUCGGUGGAGGCGGCGACGGGUGAAUGGAUGAAUUCGUUUAUACGAAGGCCUAGCCGGCAGCGAUUCAGCAAAGAUGGGGUCGAUGCCGGAGACAUUGUGGCCAGAGGCAUCCGACGCAGCUGGACAAUAUCUAAUCCAUCCAGCUCCAAAGAGGAGGGAGGCAUUUCGGCGGAACGGGUCCAAGUCUACCAUCAACAACAGUCACCCCAGCUGCACGGCCAGCGAUCGACGAUGGGCAAACAACAGCAAGAGCAAGGAGCCAGCAAUAAGCCGGCCGCGCCGGACGACGAGAAUCGACCGCCUGCCGUCGCAGGAGGAGCAGGAGGAGGAGGCAAUGGCGGCCUUGUGUGGGAGCCUCGAGAUCCGCCGCUCCAGUACAGCAUCAUUGCGCAUCAGCAGCAACAACAGCAGCCGCCGCCGCAGAAUCACGGCGUUGUCAAGUCACGCUUGGAGCCGAGACGCUCGGCCAGCCUUUCCCAGGCCGAUUUGGCCACCUACGAAGGGAAAGUGGUCCUUGGCCGUCUUCAUCCGCACUCGAGUCAAUCACCGCCACGCCCUCCGCCACCGCAAGAGUCGGCGGCGUCGCGUUAUCAAGACUAUUACGAAACCAAAUACGAAAAACCCGUCCGGCGCGGAUUAACUCCCGACGUCGGACCGGGCAUUGGCCAGCAGCAACCGAGAGGCAGGCCGAUUCUACCUGGAAUCGAUGUCGACACGAUUUGGAAAUCCAGAUGGAGAUCGACGUCACCGCCGCCGGCGCCCGUCGACGAUUGGCUGCCGAUUAAACCGCCUCAACUGGCGUGGGCAAAGCCCGUCCAGCUGCCCCCCAUGGUCGAAUUGCGGAGUAGCAGAAAGACGUCGCGGAUACCUCUGCCCCACAACCCGAUGGCCAAUCCGAUGGCCAGGAGCAUGUCGGGCGAUAUGGAUCACAUGAUUUAUCUGGAACGGGACAUGCCGGCCGAUGCCCGGCUCAUGUUCCGCGAGAGGACGCGCAGCAUCGACCGAGGCCUGGCGCAGCACCACCACCACAAUCAGCAACCGCACCAUCCGCAUCACCCGCGCAUCGCCUACAAGACGUACGAGGAGGAACUGGCCGACUAUCACGGCCGGACGGGAAGUGUCGACCGCUUGGCCAGCGGGGGUCAUCGAGGCCGGCCGAGAACCAUCCGAAUGGGCACGCAGAGUCAUCAGGUGGGGCGGAGCGUGCCGGCCUCGUUGGAGCGGCGCCACAACGAGGAUCGCUCCAGCAGCCGCAGGCGGCCGGAAAGCGGAGAUUCCAGCAACUCUUCCGGUACGCGCCAGCAGAGUUCUUCGCGCAGGGGAAGCAGUUCGACGGCCGAUGUCAGCAACGAUUCCGCCGGCGGCAAGUCGGCCUCUCGCAGCAACAACGUCAAUCGUGUCUACAUCGACGGCCAGCACCAAGAGCAGGAGCAGGUCGUGUUGCGCAAUCCGUCGUCGUCGGCCAUCCGCGUCACGAUGACGGACACGCGUUCUCUCAAACGGCCGACGAACAACAGAGCCGGCCAACCUCCGACUCAUGUGCAUCAGAUGAACGAGUCGUCGACGAUGCCGCGGAUGAGCAAACGGCACGGCCUCGCUCAGAGUCCGCACCGGCUGACGGGUGUCGUCCAGCCUCAACACCAUCCUCACGCUGGAACAACGACAGUCUAUCUGGCUCGAGAUCAUCAGGAAUGGCAGCAAGGCGCGCCGUCCGUUCGCCACCACGCCAUCGAGGUGGAGCCGCAGCACAGCGUCUACCGCAACAAGACGACGACCAAGCGGAUCAAGACGGACGCCGAUGGCCAAGGUCAAAAGCCAUCGAUCAAGAAGGCCGUCGUCAGUCCAAUCAAGAGGACAACAACGCGGACAACGGAGGAUAGAAUAACGGUGACGAAAGAAGUGAGAGAAGUGAGUAACUCGGCGGCCAAUCCGUCAAGAGUCGCGACGGUAGCGCCCAUGUCGAUUGUGACGGCCGAACCGGCCCAAAUCGUCGUCGAUUACGGCGACGGACGUGAUGAAGAGGAGGAAGGAUCGGUGGUGACGAUGAUGCAAGACGCGUCAGUUCAAACCAGCGAGACGGGCCAAGAUGAUCAGGAAACGGAUGACGAACGAAGUGACGUGACGGUUCAACAGAGAAGACCUCCGCCAGAGGAGGCAGGGGCUAGAGGUGUAGGCGGAUCGGACGAAUCCGAUGGCACCAACGAAGAGAUUUCUCUUUGCACAAAAAGGACUCAUCGCGAACAGCAAUCGAGUGAGCAGAGAACCGUGACGGCCCAGAGUCAAACGUAUCCCAACAGUAGCGACACGGCCAGCGACAUCGGUGGCCUGCUGGACAGCGACAAAAUGCAUCCGGAAGGCGACGAUUACAAGAUCGUUUUCAUCAGUUCCGAUUCGUCCAAGUCGGGCGAUUCGCUAGAAGGCAGUUUCGAUAACGACACGAUGGGCAUUGAUCAAAUGCACAGCCAUUCCCGGCAGACGUGCCGUUCCAGCAGUGUGCACGAUUCAGAGUCGGCGGCCGGAUUUAUCGACGAGAGUGAUUGGGAUUUUUUCGCCGCUAGAGGGCAGCAGCAGCCACAACCGCCUAUUGCUGCCGUACCUAUCCAGCAUCAACAACAACAACAACAGUUACCCGAACAACUGCAACAACAAGCGGCUAAACCAGCAUUACCAGUCACUGUCACUGCCAACACGGGCACUUGUUCCAGUUCCGGUUCGGCUAUCGUUCGUCUACGCGGCGUAACGACCACGGAUGACAGCAGUCAACGGUCGUCGUUCGGUAUCGAGUCGCCCAGGACGUUCAUGAUGGACGAUUUCAACUACGGCUGGACGAGUGUGGAUGAAACAGUCAGUCAGCGCGGGUCGACCAUCGACGAUUGUUUACCUUGGACCAGCAUGGUCACCUACGCCUCCCGCCAAGUGCAGACCGAUUUCGACGCCAGUAGUGUCAGCGUGGAUUUUGAAGCCGAAACGUUCAAUUCUGAAUACGAGAGCAUGAGCCAUUUCAUCAGAGAUGGACCACCUCCGCCACCUCCUCCUCCUCAUCACAUGAUGACCGAACAUUUCGUACCCAUUUGGCAAGUGCCAGCCAGUUCGCGUUCCAGCACUCACAGCCUGCACUCGCUUCUGAGUGAAACGACUGCGACAAAUCAGAGCUCUGCAGGUGGUGGUAAACUUCGGAGCUAUUUCAGCCGUUCUGAUUCCAAAAGAUCUAGCGGCGAACGUUCGGUUGAAGAGCUCAGCUAUCACGACCACAUUCUCUCGCUUGAACCUACCAGCAACAGCUUUAUUUCCAGCUUGUAUUCUCCCGAAGGAAUGGCUCUGCCGGGUUUCCAGGAGUAUCGCGAUCGAAUCUUCACCGAAAUCCAGGCUUACACAGCCAAAGGUGACUGGAACUUGACGAAUGCCAUGUCUUCUCCGCCGGUCCCCAGUUCGCCAGAGCUACUGCGUAAUACGACACUGCGGCAGGGCAAUGGCCGACCGGGCAGUGCUAGUAAUUCCAGUUGGCUAGCCGGCCCCCUGUUGGGCAAAAUCAACAACACCUAUCGAAUUCGACCGACAGGUUCGCGAGUUGCGGUUGCUCCGGCCGCCAAGAGGUGGCGCGGCAAUGCCUCUGGUGACAUUUCGCCGCCAGCUGUUCAUGCAAGCGAAGUUUCAGCAUCUGCGCCACGAAUCGAGUCAGUACACCUGAGUCAGCAGUGUAGCCACGCUUUACCCGACCAGCAGCUUCGCACUAGAGAAGAAAACGGACACUUUCACUUGAACGGUCAGAAGGGCAAUCACGCCAGUCGACCAAGCACCAGCACCAACGCCAACAACAUUCGUCUUCCAUCUCCAUCUUCGCGAGUAGAAAGUCGUGUUAGUGCAGCCGUAGUGGCCCAAUCGAUACAAAGCAGUGCCACCCCCAUUGAUAAUCAAAGCACAACGUUCGUGACAGUGAAUCAGCUUCCAACAGAGGAGGUAACACUGCCAGCCCAUUCCAGUUCUUCCCAGCAGAGCUAUACCAGUGAUCAUUCUCUGCUGUGUGUAGCAGAAGCUGGUGCUAACACAUCGGCGCAAGCAGGUCCAAGCCUUCAACGAAAUCUGUCCAGUCAACAAGCUCAAGUGGUUGAAAGUAGUCCACCUUGGAAAUCUGGGCCACCUCAUCGUACACAAACACCUCCACCCCCACUCCCACCAGCAGCAGCUGUUGGCGACCAUUCAUCGUCGCCACUGUCUUCAGCCAUCGACGGCUCAGUGGCCAUCGUCGCCAAAACGAGUAGCAAUGCUGUCAACGCUGGGGGCCCGCAAUGCCCCCCUUUCCCCUCGUCGGUCGCCAGUGGCAGCGCCGCCGCCGAAGAGCCGAUGGAGAUUCACGACGACGACGAUGUAAUCAGCCAUUGUUGUGCUCCGCCGCUGCUCUCAGCCGCUUCCUGCCACCAGCCCCACAUGCACAGCCCUCAGGCGUCCCUACCGCCGCCAGAAUCAGCUGGCCUUGAUUCCCCUCUUCCUACUCCUCCGACACUACUACUAUCGCCGCCCCUUUCUCCUGGCCCAGUUGAAGCACUCACCGAAACGUCUGACGGCAAAAACGAAGACGAAAAAGAAGAGGACAUUGCCCAAGUCCAGGCUGAGUGUCCGUUCAACGUCACGCCUCAUUUAUAUUCCGUCAACGGACACGAAGAAGAUGAUGGAAAUAAAGAAGGAAAGGAAGUUGAAUCCUUUGUUGCGGCCACCACCGCCGCCACCCAACCGAAAGGGGUAGAAAUAAUACGGUCAGUUGUGCUACAUCCCAGUGACACAACUCUGGUAGCCUCAGGUGCUUCUUUCGUCGGCCCGAGAGCUCCCUGGCAGCAACACGAGCAAGACGUAACGGCAAACGACAACCACGACGACGAACAGGCUCACGGUGCGGCCAACCAAGGAGGAAAAACAGUCGAAAGCAACGCCAUGUCCAGCCCGGAACGGGCUUCUUCGUCGUCGUCUCUGUUGACGCCGCCAUCCAGCAGCAACAGCAGCUCUCGUUUCCAAGUCUUGGCAGCCGAAUUGUCUUCUUCCCCUGCUGGCCUUACUCACAACGAAGGCAGGGGUCGGCCACUUCGCUUCUUGAGCUCCGAUUCGGAUGUGACGGAAACGACUAGCGGUGACGAUGACAGUAGCAACGGGGCCGGUGGCGGAUUCGACACAGAUUCCCAGCAGGAGACCGUUCUAGAGGGUCUCAACAGUGCCGCCUACAACGACUUGCGUCAGUUCGCCAUCAAACAAUCGAGCAGCCAAAAGGAAGUGGCUGCGACCGUUGCCAAUCCAGUUGCACUGGAUCCGCAAUCGGACACGGACAGUUCCAGUUCCAUUAGCAGCCAACAACCUCCAGCGAAACGAAGCAGCGGUGGUGAAAGCAGUGUCACUGCAUCGCCCGUCCUUAGCGACGGCCGGCUAACUCCGCGCAGACAGUACACCAGCUACGUUCUCAUCAAGGGUGGCAAUAGCGGAAAGACGAGCAGCGGAAGUAGCAGCGAUCACGUUAUCAGCGACGAUGAGAGCGGCGUGACCGUCACCCUUUCCCGAGAGCCCGUCACGGCGGCGUGUGUCGUCGAGGUCCCAGCGCCGUCACCUACGCUAGCUGAUUGGACGGCCGGAGAAGGAGGCGGAAGCGAUUCGGAAACGAAUGAAGAAUCGGGCUCCUGUGUCACGAUAUCUGGCAAUGGUGUACUGACGGAUCACGAUUUAGCUACCAGCGACGAAGAUGAUAUGAACAGCGAAACAAAUGGCAUGUCGUCGAAAUUAGCUAAAUAUUUUACGUAUGAACUGGAAUCUACCGCUGGCUACACGGCCGAUAAUUCCGCCCGCAAACAACCGAUCGUUCACCGCAAUCCAAUUGAAAUGCGAUCUCCUUCUUCACCUGAUCCUUAUAACGGCCUUCACGAUCGAGAAGAACUGGACGAAGAAGAAGAAGAAGAAGUCAGCCUUACUUCUAUAGAAGAUCAAGACGCGUCUCAGUCUCACAGCCUGGAACAAGAGACGCUGCAGUACGAAUCCGAUCCCUCCGAUUCGCGUUUGGAUUCCAUCGGUGACGACGGAGAGUCCCUGUAUUCCGAGUCUGGAGCCUCUUCAGGAGACGAAGUCUACAUGGAUCAAGAGGAAGAGCUACGAGGCUACAACCAACGAGCCAUCGACUUCACUUUGCAUACGAUCCUAGAGGAGAGCUGCGAGGAGAGCGAUGGCGGGGAAAGGAGAUCACGAACGGGCGGGGACAAGAGAAUGACCAGCAAAGAGCCUUCCGAACUGGAAAAGUAUUUCACUCAAGGCCUCGGGUCCAACUCGAACGCUGGUGGCCACGAUCAGGAUGGCACCGGUGCCAAAAGGAGGACGAGUUUCGCCAACGAAGAGAGCGAAUACAGCGAUACAUUCUCUGAGACGUCCAGUUCGAUUUACUCGGAAGGCAGAAGCGGUGGCGAAGAAGAAGAUGAAACCGAUCCGGUUGAGUUGGCGUCAUCACGUCUGGAAAAAUAUUUCCGCACCAACUUUCUUGGUCUGGAAGGUGCCGGUGGUCACGGCAACAGAGCAGAAAUGUUGGGCCAGACAGGAAACAACACCUCUUCAGAUGGAAGCGAAAGUGUUGGCAGCGACAGCGAAGGGCAUCCAAGCCCGGAGCAGCAACGCCGCAAGAAGGUGAUGAAGACGCGCGGCCUAAGAGGACAACAGAUGCAAGCCGCAGAUUGGAGCCGAUCGAGUCUUGUUGGUAGCGACCUCGAUGACGGUGGCCAAUCCGACAGUCUCUCGACAGAUCCCGAUUCUCUACCGCUGGACAGCCUUCACCAUCAUUCGUUGUCCUCGUCUCCAUCCGUAGAUGACGACGACGAAGAGGAGGACGACGAUGAAGAAGAGGAGGAGGAAGAGAUUGUCAUGGAGAAAACGGACGGCCAGUUUGAUACCAUCAAACGUCGCAAGAAGAAGCGCACCGCCGGCGAAUCGAAUCAGCAAGCCGUGGAGAAGCAGAUCGCCAUCAUAGAGGAUCAGGCAUCUUUGCAGCAGGCUGACGUUGUUACCGCUGACGAUAUGGAAAAGACCCUGGAAACUGUCAAUGACCAAAUGAAGAAUCCUCAAGUGCCUCCACCGGCCGUCGUUGUCGAUGAAAUUCAAGCUGCCGCCGUUGCUGUCGCUGCUGCACCUGCAUCCGCCAGCGGAUUGGAUCCCAAUUGUCCGCGCAAGUAUCAGAGCCGCGACAGCGGCUUCGUUGGCAGUUGUGACGACCUACUCAGCGAUUCGCAAAAGAGCAUCCGUCAACGGUUGUCAUCCGAAUCGGGUGGCAGUUCAGAUGGAGUCACUGACGAAAAAACGAAGAAAACCGCAGCUGCAUUGGCACCGUCGGUCGACAAUGAUUUCGCUGGAUCGAACACGACGUUGGUUAACAAACCAGACGAAAGUGAUUCUAAAUCGGGCAAAAGUGUGGGCAGCAGCGGCUCUUCCGGCGAUCACGGAGGCUCGCUGACUUCCACUUCGCAAUCGUCGAAGAGUGGCAAACUCAGCCGAAAGGAUAGCUUCAACAACUGGAGCUCAGACGAAGAAACGAAUCUAAUGAUGAACAAAAUGCGAGCCUUUUUUCGCAACAUGGUUUCCGGCGGAGUGAACAAUGACAGCGGCAGCGAGAAAGUCAAGCCACCGCAGUUAGUCGUCUUCGAAACGGAAUUGACUCGCCUGAUGAAAUCAGUUCCGGGCAUCAACGAUCAACAAGUCAAAGAAAUUGUCGAGUACCUGAGUAGCGAGGACACGUGGAGUGAUAGUUACGAUUCGUCUGACUACACCAGCAGCGAUCUAGAAGCGGCCGGAGCCGUGCUGGAACAAACGACUUUACUUCCCGAGCUUCUCGGCGGUAACGACAGGUCAGAUCUCCAACAACAAAUAUCAGCCAGCUGUCAGGAAAUCAUCGAGAAGUUCGAUCUGGACCGCAGCCCUGAUGGGUCACAUAUGCAAAUCAACGCCGUCGGAUCAGCCCCGUGGCUUCAUAUGGGACAAGUCGACGAUGCCAGCAACUCUCUUAACAAAGAAACUGCCUUCGUUUACCAACGACUUGUAAAUUCUCUAAUGCGUUUGAACAGUGGGCCGAAACAGCCCGCCACAAGCACAACGCCGUCAUCAGUGGCACCUGCCACAGCUGGACCAAGCUCAGAGGAUGCUUCCACUAGCCAACAACAGCCGCAUCAAAACUCGCCGCCUAUGAUUGCUAAAGUAUUGCAUCACAUUGGUAACCGUCUGGUGGCAUUAAUGCACGAAGUCUCAGCCAGCAGCCCGGACACGACUUCGCAUUCCGGCAGCCUGGACGAAGAUGCACAAUCCGCCAGUCGUUUGAAAGAACUCCGAUUGGCUGCUCAUUUUGAACCGGUCACCUCCAGUCCACGUUUGCCAAAGGUCGGCCGUCUUUAUGUCAGCAACAAGGAACAUCAUAGCUGCUCUGACGAUAAACGCUCGCUGUCCACCAGCAUCGAUUCGGAAGACACACCCACAGAUACCGAACAGUCGCCUGAUUCGUCUGACGACAGCCGGAAUCGUAAAAAGAAUGGAGAUACUUCCAACAGUAACAUCAAGUUCGGUUUCGAGAGCUUGCACAGUUACGAAAAGCGGAUGUCGUCGUCGCUGCCUCCUCAAUUAGUAGCGAUUGAGCCACAACAACAACAGCAGCAACAACAACAACAACCCCGUAGUAGCAGCAGCAGCCUCCGUGGAGAUGGAUUCGCUUCUCUUCCGGAGGAGAUCAGCCGCAGCAGUGGUAGUUUCAUUAGCGGAGGCUCUCGCAGUGUCAAAGCUCGUUUGGCCGAACGAGCCCGAACACUGGAGGCUGAACGAAGGCGGAUGGCUGAGGAGCAACAGCAACAACAGCAACAGCAGUUGCAAGAAAUGAGCAUCUCAGCCGCUGCGGCCGUUGCCAGCGCUUCGGUUGUCGAAGAAGAUCCAGCCGAUGAGGACCGAUUUUACAAGAAAGCUCGCAAGCUUCCUCGUUUCUCGCUCUUUGCCCGGACGUCACGGGACAGUGUCACCAGGGAUGCCCUCCAGUCAUCCAGCAGCGGUGUCUCUGACAUUGCCGAAGAGAAAGAAGACGAAUUUUCCGGCUGGCGUAGUAGCUUUGAAUCGGCUAUUGCAGCCGAUUCACGGACGAAGCUCUCAUUAGAAGCCAAACGGCGGAGUGCCGGAUCGGCUUCAUCGAGUGAGCUGUUUGCAAGCACGGGCGAGUUGCUAGACAGAGAUUCUUCACGCGGAUUGCGUGUCCGCGGUGCCUCAGCCGGCCACUCGUCCAAGUUCUCGCUUCCGAACCUUCUCGAGAGAGAUGCUGUGCGGAUGGCCCGAGAACGUGACAGAGAGCGGUCAGCCAGUAGCGACGUCUUGCUCUCAACUUCGCCAGCAGCCAGCAGCGCCAUACUUUCCAGCGUUGCCGACCACCAGCAAAGCGGAGAUGCGGAGGACGAAGAUGGCGCAUGGGACCGGUUGGUAAUCACUCGCCUUUCCUCGAAACGCCGUUCCAGCGUGCCCGACACGAGGGAGGAACGAGGGAGCGCCGAAGCAUCCGAACCGCGAUCCACAACCUUGCCGCGCAGCGCCACCGCAUUGAGCGCCGUGGAGAACGAACUCGACUUGGGAUCGAGCUCGUCACCGUCCAUUUCCGUCUCAACGGCCGGUGUCAAGAAAUCACUUUCGCUCUUACUGAGCCACACGACCACCAAUUCCGCAUCGGAGACGAGCCUAAACACGUCGAACGAUGCCACACCGGUCCGUUCGGCCCGUUACAGGCCUCCUGGAUUCAGAAGCCAUACGUCAGCAUCACCACAUAACCACCAAGUGGAAACCAUCCCCAAAACUCCUCAGCGCAGUAGUACACCUCAACGUGCUCCGUCUGCCCCCAGGCUGGGUGUCGAAUCGGUCACUCCGCGUUCGUCAGGAUCGGCGGCCUCGUUAUCCAGUCGUCGGAACGUUCGUUCCAUGCUAGCAGAUGAGAGGAGAGAACCUUACUCGUCGAGUCCUUCCUUUGUUCGGGAGGGAUUACGGACGAGCGUGGCCAGCAGUGCAGCUAGCGGAGAGUCCUUCUCCAGCGUAUCGGCGUCCGAUACGCUGGAAGAUAGCGAAUUAUCCGUCACGACAGUCAAUAAUAAAUCCCGCAGUGCUUCUCUCUCCGCACUUGGCACUCGCAGCGAUUCUAUGGCCAGUGUCUACUCGGCUGCAGGUGAGGCCCGUUACGGUACAGUGGCCGUCCGUGGAGAGAUCCAAUUUGGUUUGCAUUACAAUUACCGCCAGACUGCCCUAGAAGUUUUCGUGAAGCAGUGCAAAGACCUGGCGCCUGUUGACACUAAGCGAAAUCGAUCAGAUCCGUAUGCUAAGGUCUAUCUGUUACCUGACCGUUCUAAGAGCGGUAAACGAAAGACCAAAGUCAAGAAACACACUCUUUCCCCAAUGUUUGAAGAAAAUUUAAAGUUUACAACGUCGCUUUCCGACUUGGAGAAUCGAACACUGUGGCUAACCGUUUGGCAUAGUGAUAUGUUCGGUCGCAAUGAUUUCCUCGGUGAAGUCACUUUGCCGCUUGCAGGGCGAAUCUUUGACGACCCGACACCGCAUUGGUAUCAACUCCAAGAACGGUCUGAAAUGAUUGAGGAUUCCGGAGUGAUGCCGUUUUACCGCGGCGAUAUGAUUGUUGCCCUCAAAUACAUCCCGGGUGAAUCCUCGCCGACCAAAAGAACAAAGAAAUCUAAAGGAGCUCUUCACGUAAUUGUUAAAGAAGCCAAAGGCCUUAUCCCCGCUAGACCCAACGGAAACAUUGAUGCUUUGUGCAAAGGGACACUUCUGCCCGAAAAGGGUAAACCGACGAAACACAAGACGAGCAUUUGUCGUAGGACGUCGAAUCCUGUGUGGAACUGCAGGUUCAUUUUCGACGAUAUUUCUCAUCAAGAACUAAAAGAGCGUGCCUUAGAAUUGGACAUUUGGAAUCAUGACCGAUUAGCUACCAAAGAGUUUCUUGGCGGACUGAGACUCAACCUUGGCACUGGUUUGUUCCAAGGAAAACCAGUAGAGUGGAUGGAUGCCAGCGGCAAAGAAGUAACGCUCUGGCAAAGUGUCGUUGAACGUGCUGGAUUGUGGGUAGAGGGUUCCGUGCCCUUGCGCACAGCGAUGGAGCGUCCAUCUGGCGAGUAGAAACACUACGGGUACAUCGAAGAAACAAGACAUUUUCAGACGCAGUAAAGUGUCCUACAAAUCCCGUGGCUCAUGCCUAUAACAAGUGGACACAUGAAGAUUGGGCUUUAGAAGAAACGACCGUUGAAUAUUCCCCGUGCGAAACAUUCCAUUCGCAAAUAAUAGUGAAAAAGACAAUAUUGCAUUCCGCAUCCAUUAUUCCAAAGCCUUAUCAAGAAAAACAGUUUCAGCGUUCGUCACGGUUAACGAAUAAUAAGUGAAUUAGCAAUGCAACGUCCGCGAGCUGUUUUACAUUAAAGCCUGUUCUUGUUGUACAUAAUGAUGCGAAAAAUGUGGUCGUGCCAUUUGCAAUAUUUCCAACUUCCAUCCGUUUUGCUAUGACAUUUACAUUUAUACUUCCUAAUGGAGAUAUUCCUCACGUCUAACCGAUGUUUUUGCCUCUUCAGCUCCCCUCAACCAGAAACUUUUGUGCCCCCCUUUUUCUCGACGUACGCUCUGUGAUGGUGAUUAAUAUUUGUUUGUUUGUUUUUGUUUUUUUUUCAGAAUAUAUUUAUGUAAAUUUGUCCAGAGUU
This is a messenger RNA of Daphnia magna, 12379 nucleotides long. RefSeq lists its product as uncharacterized. Lineage: Eukaryota; Metazoa; Arthropoda; Branchiopoda; Diplostraca; Daphniidae. The transcript is spliced from 16 exons. The record is from RefSeq and is a predicted model, not a curated record. Gene Ontology annotation, biological process: intracellular protein transport; exocytosis. Bases 363 to 11807 code for a protein of 3814 amino acids. Gene Ontology annotation, molecular function: neurexin family protein binding; small GTPase binding. Gene Ontology annotation, cellular component: plasma membrane; exocytic vesicle.